Molecule: messenger RNA, 1788 nt
Organism: Ectocarpus sp. CCAP 1310/34
Lineage: Eukaryota; Phaeophyceae; Ectocarpales; Ectocarpaceae
Source: the annotation of a GenBank genome assembly
AUGAGGAAAUACCUCGUGAAGGACCCGCACGCCAAGUUCGACAUGCAUCGAAAGACGUUGAGGAAGAAGGCGGACGCCUACGUGAAAGGGCUGCCGACAGGCAUGACGCCUUCUGAAGACCACAAGGCUGUACUCCUCUCCAAACCACACACCCAGACCUGCCAGGCGAGUGAGGCGAAGACCGUCUCCGACAAGGUCAAGUUCAUGGAAGAGGCGAAGACAGACACGACCAAGAGGGUAGCCGUGGCAGCAGGGACAGCUGCCGAAGAGGCAGGGGCGGCCGCCGAGGAGGCCAAGAAGACGGCAGAGAAUCUGGCGGGGGUUGCUUCCACGGCAGCAGCUGCCAUGUCACCUACAGCAACAGCCGCAGCAGCGCCAUCAGCCGCAGGUGCCUCGUCUUCGUCUUCCGCGGCAGGACCUACGACUGCGACAUCUGCAGGUGCCAAGCCCGCUACGAACGAGUCAACCGGCUCUCACGCCGGGAAGAUCACAACAGAGGUUUCUUUGGUUCAGACUGUCGACAUCUUCGGCGCCAGCUGGGACCCAGACAGUGAUCCUUUGAAGGCAGAGACCGAGUCUGCGAUGCUGAUUUUUGUCAACAUCGGAGCUGAUCCCGAUCUCCUGAAGGGCACCGAUGACGCAACCAAGCGUCUACGUAACGGUUUAGUAGCCCUUCAAUCCGUCCUCCACCCGAGGGGCACGAUGGUGAUUGCUAUGGGGCCGGUAUACCAUCGGAACUUCGCCAUCGUGGAGGGUUCUGUAACCAAGGCGUGUGACGAGGUUCUUCUGUACUCACUCGUCGCUCACAAGGGCCAGGACUUUGCCUGCUACGGGCAUCCCGCUGGCAACCGUCGCGCUGGAGCUGCAUCACCGUCUUCUUUCAAGAGUCCUCGCCAGGCAGCUUUCGAGCAGGCCAGCUUCGUCGUCUCCGCCAAGCACCCCACCACAGCUACAUACCUGUCGCACUCGAUGGCCGACCACCUCAUCAACAGAUUUACCGUGCCCGGGGACUCUGUUGUGGUGACGACCUUUGAGGAGAAUCUUAUCGCGCCGUUCGUGCUCUGGCAGGGGAGACUGCUCUCAGCGUUAGUUGUAGACCCGGCGAAGGCGACACAUGCCGACACCGAGGUGGAUGAGGCAUGUGUUGCAGCGACCAAGCGCGGGUGGUUUGCCGAUCUGAAUAAGGCGAAAGUCCGUGUGUUCGCUACGACCCUACCCGCGUGUGUUCCGUCUCACAACCUUUCCGAGGAGACCAACCGGAUGUAUAUCAACGCUCACGAGGUGUACAACUCAGAAGACGAGGAUGACGAUGUCGAAGCUGCCCUCUCAGCUGCUGGAUCACUCGCGGAGGAGAUUGGCUUUGCGAUUAAGGAAGGGUCUAAGUUGUGGCUGAGGCCAACGCGUGAAUCGUUCAUGUUCUAUGUGAACUCAAGUUUUCCGCGUCAAGAGGCUGCGAACAUCGAGAGAGAGAGCAGCAAGCUCCACAAGCAACCGCCCAGCAGUGCAGACGAAGCAAAGGAAUUGUUGGCAGAUCCUAGCAACGGUAUUUCAUUCAAACUCGCACGCGCAGUAAAAAAGGGGGAAGAGUUGUUGGGUUGGUACCCGCUUCCCACUCACAACCAUGCAGAUGGUGGUGACCAAGAAGGAGGCGCCACAGGCUCGAGACGUCGGGGAAAAAGGGAGAGGAGGUUUCUUCGCUCUUCUACCAGUGAGGAGGAGGAGGACGGGGAGGCUGAGGAGGAGGAGGAGGAGGAGGAGGAGGAGGAGCAGCCUGUCGCGAGUGUUUAG